CUUUUUCAAUAUAUUAUGAGUCAUUUAAUAUCGUCCAGAUUUUUUCAAUAAAAAAGGCUUAUUUUCUGAGCACCGGGCUUUGCAAAUUUGGAACAAAAGUGUUCUUAAUUGAGAUCAUUGGGAAGAAUCCUGAAAUUCCUUGAUUAAGCCUUUGAACACCACGCCUAUCGUGUGCGGCCACAUGUAUGUAUGGUAUGAACACGUGGGGCGGAAAUGGAAAUACACCGUAUUGGGCUAUGGGGAGCAAAGGGUUAAUAGAUUCUAGGGCAGGACGAAGUUAUAGUCUGGCAAACCGUUUCACGUGGAUAGGGUCAAAUCAGGGUGCCUAGCCAUGAUGCCAAUCGUUCGGUGUUCCAAGUGUGCCUAAGUGAAUUGGCAUAUUGGCUAGGCCCUCAGUUCUGCCGAUCAGAUAACAUUACAAAUAAAUGUGGCAGAAAUUUAUACACAAUAAUAUGUACCUUUCAUUUUCGUCAAUUGAUACUGCAAGUGACUAAUAUAUAUUACGAUACGUACUAAAUAUUUGAAAUGUGGAGUUUAUUCAGCUUUGUUUAAAUACGUUAACUUACGUCUGAGAAGAAAUAAUACAGAGCUACCAUUCCGAACACCCGACCGUAUUUGAGUCGAUCGUUCAAAUUAACCAGUAUAAACGGUAUCUCCGAUUACAAGUAGAUAUUAUGGGGCUACAGCUUAAAUGAAUACUGGUGUUGUAAAGCGUUGGUCUCAGGAAUAGGAAUACAAAACAAGGUAUUAUCAGAGGGGUCUUCGAAGCUCCGCGCAGUAUAGAUGUAGCUGACAAUGAGGGCUGAAGUAAUAGCUUUAAGCGUGAUCGUUUGCGCCUGUUUAGUCGAGUCGGUUCCGUUCCCUGAGCCGGCUGGAUACGUGGCGUCAUACCAGAAUUUUGGUUCCUCAGGGCAAAGCACAAGCGCAACAAACAACAAUGCGUACAAUCAACAACCGAACGUAGCCGUGCCUCUAACGAACAACAAUGCCUACACGAACAGCUACCAAUCCAACAACGGCUACCAAUAUGCACAACCUAGUUAUCAAAACGUGGCACAGCCCCGUAUAAACACUUGGCCAACACAAAUGCAGCAACUUCCACAGCAUACACAACUGCCGCAGUUACCACAACUGCCAUCGACAGGGUCAUUCUACCAGCAAGCGCCUGCUUACCAAAGUUACCAGCGACCUCAGCAGAGCUAUGUACCAGCUCCAAACAGCUACGGUUCUAGCUCCGGCAAUUCUCGAGCGUACGUUAACUCUGGUUCUCAGAACACGUACCAAGCUCAAACGCAGGCAGCACCAGCUCAAAAUUAUCAGUUCCAGAGACAGUCUUACCAAGCGCCUGCUCAAAGCUACCAAUCUUACCAAGCACCAACAAAAACAACAUACCGAACCAACCAAAACUACCAGGCUCCAAGCCAGAACUAUCAGCAGUCAUCAUACUCCAGCAACCAGGUGCAGCCAAGAUAUACGAAUAACUACGGCCUAGUUCAGCCACAAUGGUACCCGAAACCAAUGUUGCCGUUGCCUACGCAUCCCGAAGGGCAUAACGUACAACAUGUCGUGUCUCAUCCGCAAAUAAAACAUAUCCUGCAAACCUCCGGCCACAAGAGCAGAUACCUCGUCGUCCUGCCGAACGGAAAUAUCCAGCACGUAGACAACCUCGACACGGUGACAGCGAAUCAUCCGAACUACGUGGUCGUAAACAAGAACGGCCAACGGAUGGGCAGUGCCCACGCUCAAGCCCACGCUCACGCUGUGGCCAUAGAGACUGGACACGCGACUGCCAACGCUGCAGCUAACGGCCAAUCAGGAACCCAAGUAAGAUCGGCUGUACCACUUACUCCGAUUGUUCAACCAGCACGGCUAUUACCUCCAAUGAACCCAUCACCAGCUGUACCAUUAGCUCCCGUAAUCCCAGCAUCAACUACGGCGCGAGCAACCGCUAACGCAGUAACAGGACAAUUCUCAGGACCCGCUACCCCACUAGUCCCGAUCAUCCCAACCCCGCCGACCCAAGUACCGAUCACAACCACACUACGAAUCCCGUCUGGUGGGGGUCCACCGCCGGUAGCCCCAGUUAUUGCUACCCCACCAACCCUGCCAACACCACCGAUUCCGCCAAGUCCGCCAAGUUUACCAACCCCGCCAACCCCACUAACUGUACCACGGGUACCACCUCCUGUCACUGUCGCUACAGUGACUCCACAACCUACAGUUACUGUUGCUACUGUAACCCCGCCACCUGCAGUAACUGUAGUUACUGUGACCCCACAAACCCCUGUCAUGCCACCAACACCUCCAACACCACCAAAUCCGCCCGCACCCACAACCCCGCCAACGCCACCUACGCCUCCUACAUUACCUACAAUCACGCCACCACCAACCCCACCAACUCCAUCAACUUCACCUACACCUCCUACACUACCUCCGAUAACCCCACCACCAACCCCAUCAAAACCAUCCACUCCGCCUUCUCCACCAUUGCCACCGACGCCAGUUCCGAUAACCCCACCAACCCCAGCCACACCAAAAACCCCUGCAACACCGGCCACACCUCAGUCACCACAAACCCCAGUGACCCCAGCAACCCCAGUUACAUUACCCACUCAAGCAACCCAACCACCGCAAAUACCAACUGUAAUAACUUCCCCACCAACCCCAUCAAAACCAUCUACAGUAACCCCGCGUACUCCGCCAACCCCACCAACUCCACCCACUCCACCAACCCCGCCUACACCACCACCCCCACCCACCCCACCAACACCUUCUACAGUAACUCCCCCUCCAUCACCACGUACUGAGCCAACCCCACCCACUCCACCAACCCCACCUAUUCCACCAUCGCCACCGACGCCAGCUCCGGUAACCCCACCAACCCCAGCCACACCAAAAACCCCUGCAACACCGGCCACACCUCAGACACCCCAAACCCCAGUGACCCCAGCAACCCCUGUUACACUACCCACUCAAGCAACCCAACCACCGCCAAGACCAACUGUAAAAACUUCUCCACCAAUCCCAUCAAAACCAUCUACAGUAACCCCACGUACUCCGCCAACCCCACCAACUCCACCCACUCCACCAACCCCGCCUACACCACCAUCCCCACCAACCCCACCAACACCUUCUACAGUAACUCCCCCUCCAUCACCACUUACUGAGCCAACCCCACCCACUCCACCAACCCCACCUACUCCACCAUCGCCACCGACGCCAGCUCCGGUAACCCCACCAACCUCAGCCACACCAAAAACCCCUGCAACACCGGCCACACCUCAGACACCACAAACCCCAGUGACCCCAGCGACCCCAGUUACACUACCCACUCAAACAACCCAACCACCGCCAAGACCAACUGUUAAAACUUUUUCAAAUGGAAUUGAAAUCACACUUAUUUAAUUGGCGGGGUAAAUAAAUAACUUACAGUAUUUUUUUCCAUUUUUAAGUUUUUUGUAUUUUUUUUAUAGAUGUGUAUUUUUAUUAAUUAUUAACUAAUUAUCAAUAAAUAAUUAGCUAAUGUUAUUAUGAACAUGAUAUAAAUGCAUAUUUAUGCGAUAAAGCUUUAUCGCAUAUUCAUAUAUUUAUUGCAUCCAUGUAUAUUUAUUGUACACAGGUGUUACAUUAUAGUCUGUUUCACAUGGGCCCUGGUAGGGCACGGCAAUUAUAUUAAAUCUAAAGAUUGAUUUAUGUAUAUACAAUAUUUGACAAUGUCUUAUUAAACUUUAAAUGAUUUGAUAGUUGUAUUAUAUAAUGAUUUCUAAAGUUAAUAACAGAUUUUAUGUCAUUAAAAAUAAUAAAUUCAAAUAUUCAUGCUUAAAAAAUUGUUACAGUUUAUGUCAAGAAUAUAAAUACCUAUAUAAUAUUAAUUUCAAGCUUAAAUUAAUAAUUAAAAAUGAGACAAGUCCAAUAAAUACACUAAACUACUUACAAGAUAAUUACAUUUCAUCAUUCAAAAAAUCAUUAAGCUUAUAAUAGCACUUAUUUAUUAAAAAGUCCUUCAACUGUAGCCAAGAUGAGAAUCAUUUGCAGAAAACGAAACGAAUCGCUAUCAUUACCAUAAAUUAUUUACGCUUACCUUGGCGUUUCGUUUCGUUUUCUGUAAACGGUUGUCUUCUUGAGCAGUCCAAGCAGUCCCUGUUAAUCGUAUAUUCUACCUAUAGGUUAAGGCUUAAUUGGCAGUGUAAACUUAGAAAUAAAUGGCUUAAGUAAAGCCCGAUA
Cydia pomonella (codling moth) is the source of this 4224-nucleotide messenger RNA. RefSeq names its product basic proline-rich protein-like. The record is from RefSeq and is a predicted model, not a curated record. NCBI's taxonomy places the organism in Eukaryota, Metazoa, Arthropoda, Insecta, Lepidoptera, Tortricidae. The transcript has 3 exons. Bases 796 to 3405 code for a protein of 869 amino acids.